This is a messenger RNA of Varroa destructor (honeybee mite), 1990 nucleotides long. RefSeq lists its product as uncharacterized. Gene Ontology annotation, molecular function: metal ion binding; mRNA binding. Lineage: Eukaryota; Metazoa; Arthropoda; Arachnida; Mesostigmata; Varroidae. The record is from RefSeq and is a predicted model, not a curated record.
CAAUUUCGGGUUCGGUAGAUGCCAAGCGCCGCCUUCAGAUAUUAAGAGACGGCAUCCUAGAUAAGCCCGUACGUGCAGGACAUGCUGCAUGGUUAGAUCAUGUGUCGACAAGCGUAGCACAUAAACUCAUCUCGUCGUUCACUGGUCUUCCUCCGCACGAUGACGUUGUAGCUGUCAUUGGCGCCGCCCCACAUAGUGUGCCUGAACGAAAAGAGUCAUUCGUAAGGGCACGCCGAGAAGGCAACCGCCAUACGACGCACCUGAGGUAGUCCUUCUCUUCCGCAAAAAAAAACUGGUGAGGUCGUGCUGCGUCUUUUAACCUUGACAUUUUUCUACACAAAAAAUAUAGCGAUCCUCUAAGAACAAAAGAGGACGCUUCAAAAGUUAGCAAAGUGAAGUGGUGGCGAUACACAACGUCGAACUGUGUUGGCCUCGUUUGUUUCGCUUGUCGUACUUGAAGUAAAGAAAGGCCCACUUUUACGAUGCUUCCUUCAGUAAACGCGAGAGCAGCCGCUGCAACAGCCUCUGCAAAAGGCAGUCGUUCACGAUCUGGUGUUCAACCAAAGACGUUCCGCGGACGGACUCGACCAAAUUUGCCUUUGUCAUCGAAAUAUAAGACAGAAAUGUGCCACUACUUAGCCGAGCAAGGUCGGUGCCCCUUUGGAGAUCAAUGUACGUACGCACAUUCGAGAAGCGAGGUGCGAUUUAUUGAGAGGCAUCCAAAGCAUAAGACACUUCCCUGUCGCGAUUUCUCAACCGUGGGUUUUUGUCCAUUUGGCGAGCGAUGCAGCUUCAUUCACUACAAACGCGACCCCGAAGAUAUCCUCAAGAGUGCCUAUGCUCUCUGCCAGCAACAAGCUGUUGCAGCAGAACCUUCCUUCAGUACGACUCAUCUAUUGAGGUCGCCGUCGGUGACCCUUACUAAGGUAUCAGCGCAGGACUCGAAGGAGAAUCUUGCUAAUGACGAUACCCAUCAAGUCGAGAGUCAUAGCUGGUCUGCAUCCUGGACUGAAGUAGGAAUGCAUUGUGCAAACGCUUUCCCAUUGUCCAGUGCUGAACCCGUCACUCAGGAGCUACUUCAGGUGCCCAGCGCAACAUUGCUAUCUGUUUCCUGGCCUGGAUCGAUGUCGUCUUCGCCUCAUAGUUCGUCAGGCUUUCCGACAACACCUUCACUGUCGCCACUGUGUUCCCGUUCUGGACAUUCAAUGGGAAGCAUCUCGAGAACUUCUUCCAGCUCGGACCUUUCAGAAAGCGGAGCAUCACUUUGGCCCUCUCAACUUCACUUUGCUCAAGAAAAUUCUGGUCCAGGUCUGGCGCAGUCUCACUCGGAUAUCUUCUGGGAAACCGGUGUUCCUCGAAUCACAUCACGCUGUAGUUCCGGUUACGGACAACGUCUGCCGGUUUUCAGGGACAUCUCAUCGAAGGACGAAGAAGGCCAGUUUAACUUGCAUAGCUCCUCGGUGGACUUCAGUUAACCCCAUGUUUACCAAGCGAGAGCUGGUACUCGGGAAGUGGCAACAGGGUGGUCGAAUUUGCCAAAGAAGAAGUGGCAAAUCAGUGUAAACAUAGAUCGUUUUAUUUAGUGGACAGGUAUAUCUAGGACCGCAGGGCAAUGAUUGCACCUAUAUAUUUCUAGUAACUCCAUCAAUGACACAUAUUGUGAUGUGUUUUUCGUUGUAGCCGGAUGAAAGUGGUGUUAGAAGUGGACGAAUUUCUAGUUUUUAACCCUGAAAAGUGAAUAUGCUUGCCAAGACUGAUUCUACCUAUUUGUGCAACGUCAUCGUGAGGUGACGUGAUAACAAUUUAUGGACGAUGUCAUGAACCAUUGGUCAUGAAUUAACUUCUACGCCUUAUUUAUAACAUAUAUUUACGCCUUUACCUGUCAAUUAUAUUUAUAUUUCUCUCUGUUUGUGUUGAACGUCUUUUUAGGCACGAAGUUUUGAUACAUGUAGAGGUAAAAUUCACGUAUUAAAAAAACGACACUUACUGU